GAAAAAUGGCGGACGGUAUGAAUGUUGGAGUAAAUUUAGAAGCUUUUUCACAAGCAAUCAAUGCCAUUCAAGCACUCCGGUCAAGUGUAACAAGAGUUUUCGACUCACUGAAGGAUGGAAUGAAAAACAAGGAGACCCUGGAAGGAAGAGAAAAGAUAUUCAUCACCGAAUUUCAAGAUAAUUUGCAAUCAGUCAAUCGUGACUUGAAUGAGUUGGAGCGUCUCAGCAAUCUGGUUGGCAGACCAUCAGAGAGCCAUCCCUUACACAACAGUGGAUUGCUCAGCUUGGACCCUGUACAGGACAAAACUCCUCUCUACAGUCAGCUCCUUCAGGCCUACAAAUGGUCCAACAAGCUGCAGUACCACGCGGGAUUGGCCUCCAGCCUGCUGAACCAGCAGUCACUCAAGCGCUCAGCCAAUCAGAUGGGACCUUCUGCCAAGAGGAGGCCCAAAGUCCAGCCUAGUGCCCUGGUCCUGCCACCACAGUACGUGGACGAUGUGAUCACCAGGAUUGGGCGAAUGUUCCCGGACAUGACGAUCGAGCUUUUCCGCCCCAACGGGACCUCCGCAGUGCUUCUGGUGACGUUGGGUAAGGUCCUGAAGGCCAUCGUGGUAAUGAGGAGUCUGUUCAUUGACCGCACCAUCGUCAGGGGCUACAACGAGGAUGUGUACUCGGAGGACGGCAAGCUGGAUAUCUGGUCCAAGUCCUGCUACCAAGUCUUCCAGAAGGUGACUGAUCACGCCACCACUGCUCUGCUGCACUACCAGCUGCCCCAGAUGCCUGAUGUGGUCGUGCGCUCCUUCAUGACGUGGUUGCGUAGCUACAUCAAGCUCUUCCAGACCCCGUGCCAGCGAUGCGGGCGCUACCUGCAGGAGGGCCUCCCUCCCACCUGGCGGGACUUCCAUGCCUUUCAGUUCCGACAUGUGCCGCCAGUGAUGGAACGGAACACUGACUGA
This is a messenger RNA of Alosa alosa (allis shad), 956 nucleotides long. It is a transcript of the gene med27, whose product is annotated as mediator complex subunit 27. Gene Ontology annotation, biological process: regulation of transcription by RNA polymerase II. Gene Ontology annotation, molecular function: transcription coactivator activity. Lineage: Eukaryota; Metazoa; Chordata; Actinopteri; Clupeiformes; Clupeidae. The record is from RefSeq and is a predicted model, not a curated record. Gene Ontology annotation, cellular component: mediator complex. The coding region runs from base 6 to 956 and encodes 316 amino acids. The transcript has 8 exons.